This is a messenger RNA of Lodderomyces theae, 336 nucleotides long. RefSeq lists its product as uncharacterized. The record is from RefSeq and is a predicted model, not a curated record. NCBI's taxonomy places the organism in Eukaryota, Fungi, Ascomycota, Pichiomycetes, Serinales, Debaryomycetaceae. The coding region runs from base 1 to 336 and encodes 111 amino acids. The transcript has a single exon.
AUGAAGUUCAUUUCCAUUGCUACUUUCGCUACAGUCUUUGCCGUUGCUUCUGCUGACGCCGCCGCUGCCGCUGCUCCAGCUGUUCCAACUUCUCCUGCUACUGUCCUUCCAUCACAGAUUCAGCCAAUCAUUGGACAGAUUCCUACCUUGGUUAAAGACGUCGACGACCUCAUAAAGAACGCAAACACCAUUUACCCAUUGAUUGUUGGCAACGACUCAAUUCCAGCUCAAGUUAAGGAAUUGGUUGCCGACAUCUCAAAGCUUUCCACUGAUGUAGGAACCUUGGUCAACGACGUUUCCAAGGAUCUCAACAGCGCAUUCGGUAUUAACAAUUAG